Molecule: messenger RNA, 834 nt
Organism: Rhinocladiella mackenziei CBS 650.93
Lineage: Eukaryota; Fungi; Ascomycota; Eurotiomycetes; Chaetothyriales; Herpotrichiellaceae
Exons: 2
Coding region: 1-834 (277 amino acids)
Molecular function (GO): S-adenosylmethionine-dependent methyltransferase activity
Source: RefSeq, a predicted model, not a curated record
AUGGAUGGCUUACCCAAGGCGUAUUUUCUCGCGGAGAAGAUCACCCAGAAAUUUGGGCAGCACCUCCUUGACCAGUCCGGCAUUCUCGCCACUCCCGAAUCGCAAUCGCUCUGCGUCUUGGAUAAUCUUUGUGGAAUAGGGAUAGUGUCUACCUCUCUGCGGAGCGCACUGUCCCCCCAGACGAGAGAUGGCUUGCACCUGACAUGCCUUGACAUCUCGGGGCCAUCGGUCAAGUAUGUGAAGCAGAAAGGAGACAAAGAAGGAUGGAAGAACUUGCAGGUCAAGGUUGGGGAUGCACAGGACACGCAGCUCCCGUCGUUGGAGUAUCACUACGUCUUCGCCAACAUCGGUCCAACGUUUGUCAAGGACCCUGCCGCGAUGAUGAGGGAAUGCUACCGCAUGCUGAGAGCCCGAGGAGUCGUCGCGGUGUCCGUGUGGAAAGAGGCCGGCUGGUGGGAGGACAUGAAAGAAGCCAUGGCAAGCUUGGGCGACUGUGCCCCCCCCUUCCCUUCCCAGGAGCAGCUGGUCCAGGUGCACACCCAGGAUCCCGGGUGGAAAGAUCCCGGAACCAUCACUCAAACCUUGCAGGGCUUUGGAUUUUCCGACGUCCACGUCACCGAGAAGGCAGAGCAGAGUGUUCUCCAGCAUGUCGACGAGUACAUGCUCAUGCAUGGGAUGGUGUUGGGCUUGAUCAUGCGCUUCUGGACCGAGAGUCAGAGACAAGAGUUGCAGGAACGCGCAUCGGCCGCCAUCGAGAAAUACAUGCGACAGAAGUACGGUGCUGGACCCGUCACUUGGACCUGGGUGGCUUUUGUUGCCACGGGUAAGAAAUGA